This is a messenger RNA of Manduca sexta (tobacco hornworm), 5133 nucleotides long. It is a transcript of the gene Nox, whose product is annotated as NADPH oxidase 5. Gene Ontology annotation, molecular function: calcium ion binding; superoxide-generating NAD(P)H oxidase activity. The record is from RefSeq and is a predicted model, not a curated record. Gene Ontology annotation, biological process: defense response; superoxide anion generation. Gene Ontology annotation, cellular component: NADPH oxidase complex; plasma membrane. Lineage: Eukaryota; Metazoa; Arthropoda; Insecta; Lepidoptera; Sphingidae.
CCAAAAAUUAUACAUAUUAAUUUACUUAAAACAUGUAAAUAAAAUGGCAACAAACGGGGAUAUAGAUAACGUCGUCAUCACCAUAAACAAUGGCGGGAAAAGUGACAGCUGUCAAAACGAAAAUGGCGCGCUCCCCGAAAUCGAUCGUGUAAGUGAUAAUUGUGUUGAAAACUCUAAAAAUGUGCUCGGAGUACCCAGAAGUGGACACAGAAAGUCGGUCAUGGAGGAGGAAAGUGCGAAAGAGAGACUCAGGUUAGCACUUUUGAAACAGUGCUCUGCAAUAUUGAGGCAGAGUGAUCAACGAUACACUAAGGACACAUUGCACCGGACUUUUCAAGAUGAGGAUUUGUUGGAGCGUAUCUUCCGACUGUUCGACCUGGGCAGAGAGAAUCAUCUGGUGCAAGAAGACUGGAUAGAAUAUUUGAAAGAGCGGCUUACCGAAGAAAAACAAUUAGAUUUCGUGGAGCAGGUGGAGAGUGUGGCGUACGUGCUCUGCGGAAAUGGAGUGAUCACCUUGGACAACUUCCGGAGUAUACUGCAGAAUAAAGUUGUGACAAAGAAAUUGUUCCGAGUGGUCGAUACUGACGGUGAUGGUUUCGCGACAGCUGAAGAAAUAAUGGAUUUCCUCUCGACAGUCAGCAGUAGCAGACCACGCGUGGGCUUCGACAAGCAAAGCGUGGACCGGCUCGAGCAGUUGUUCCGCGAGACCGUAGGAGAUCAAAAAGAAAUCACUCGGGAGCAGUUCAAGAAAAUCGUCGUUUCUAAAAACCCCUUCUUCACGGAGCGCGUGUUCCAAAUAUUCGACGAGGAUGACUCCGGUGCGAUAUCGCUGCAGGAGUUCAUUGCGGCGGUGCACCAGUUCGCCGGUCAGACGCCAGAUGAUAAAAUACGGUUCCUGUUCAAAGUCUACGAUUUGGACGGCGACGGACUCAUUCAACACCGCGAGCUUCAGCAUGUCAUGAGAGCUUGCAUGGAAGAGAAUGGAAUGCAGUUCAGCGACGAGCAGUUACUGGACCUCACCACAGCUAUGUUCGAGGAUGCUGACACAGAACGUCGCGGGGAAAUAACUUAUGAUGCUCUGAAGAACCAACUCGCGAAACAUGGCGGGCUUCUGGAGAAUCUGUCUAUCAGUAUAGAUCGCUGGCUGGUGCCGCCCAAGCAAGAUCCUCAGCCAAUGUCUUUUCGACAGAAGUUGGCGAAGCUCAAGCCGUACCAGCUCUCGCUACCUUACUUCAAGAAUAACUACGUGUUUCUCGCGUACCUGGCUGUGUUCUCACUAGUCAACAUAGGACUUUUCGUCUCAAGAUGCUACGAGUACAGGAAUUCUAAUGGAUUCGUCAUACUUGCUAGAGCUUGUGGUCAAUGUCUAAACUUCAACUGCGCCUGGGUGCUGGUCCUGAUGUUGCGGUACUGUAUCACACAGCUGCGAGUGCGCGGGUUCAGCUCCGUACUACCGCUCGACCACCACAUCUACCUGCACAAGAUCACCGGGGUCCUCAUCUGCGUCUACAGCUUUGUGCAUACUGUCAUGCACCUUUGUAAUUUUAGCAUGGUGGUAGUAAACGACCCAGUGCUGAACGCUCAGAACUGGACCCUGUACGAGUGGUUGCUGACGGAGCGGCCGGGGCUGUUCGGGCUGGUGCACGGCGCGGCCAACCCCACGGGCGCCGCGCUGCUCGUGCUGCUCGCCGUGAUGCUGCUGUGCAGCCAGCCCUGCGUCAGACGAGGGGGGAGCUUCGAGGUAUUCUACUGGACCCACCUUCUGUACGUUCCGUUCUGGUUGCUGCUGAUAUUCCACGGGCCCAACUUCUGGAAGUGGUUUGUGCUGCCCGGCACGCUAUAUGUUCUCGAGAGGAUCAUGAGACUCGCUUGGAUGAGGUCAGAACGCGGUAAAACCUACAUAUCAUCAGGUAUCUUGCUGCCCUCCCGCGUCACUCACUUGGUCAUCAAACGGCCGAACCAUUUCGAGUUCCACGCGGGAGACUAUGUGUUCCUGAACAUUCCUGCCAUCGCGUCUUAUGAAUGGCAUCCGUUUACUAUCAGCAGUGCGCCGGAGCAGGAAGAUUAUCUGUGGAUACAUGUGCGUGCUGUAGGAGAGUGGACGAGUCGCCUGUACGAGUACUUCGAACGGGAACAAGCGAGACUGCACGCUCAACAAAUGCCCAACAAAGCCAUUGAAGACUCCAACCAUAAAAAAGCCACCAGAACUCUCUCAAGCCUGAGUGCGAAGUUGAAGAGGCGCAGCUCCGGUAACAGUGCGAAGAAGAGAUCAGUGGACUUCUCACCAACCAGCUAUACCAACGAGAGCUUCGAACUAGACGAGGAUAAGGAGAAUGAAGACCAUAAUGGACAUAUUGAGGCAAGUUCACCAAUAUCAUGCAAAAACCUGAACCCAGGGCUAUUAGCACCGCAGCGACAUUUAGAGAAGUCGGUUUCGAUGCCAGACGUUCAAAAGAAUAUUAAGAAGAGGCAAAGGAUUUUGGCCCUGCGCGAGUUCAUGCGCUGCGAGUCGGAGCGCAGCUUCGCGUCGCAGUCGCUGUCGCGCGCGCGCUCGCGGGCCCCGGCGCGCGCCGACUCGCGCCCGCAGCACCGCGCGCUCGCGCACUCCUUCCGCUACAUGCGCAACAAGCCCACCAUCAUCGCCUUCAAGGCGCCCUGCGGCGACGACAGGAGGAGCUCGGGCGACAGCAUACUGGCUGCUGCUAGAAGAAGAUUGUCAAAAAGCAUAUCACCUGACAGAGAUGUGGAGGCAGAAAGACCUACAGUGAACGUCAUCAGUCCGUCCGAAUCAUCCACUUGCGACAGCUCGUUAUCCAACUAUCCCAUCGGGAAACCACUGGAGGUGUUCGUGGACGGUCCAUACGGCGCAGCGUCGUCCCGCAUCUGGAGCGCGCAGCACGCGGCGCUGGUGGCGGCGGGCAUCGGCGUGACGCCGUUCGCGUCGAUCCUGCAGGCGGCCGCGCAGCGACACCGCGCCGCGCGCCUCACCUGCCCCGCCUGCGCGCACGCCUUCAGCGCCCCCGCCGUGCACUCGCGACACACGCUCAACAAGGUGGACUUCUUCUGGAUAAACCGUGAGCAGCGGUCGUUCGAGUGGUUCGUGUCCCUCCUCUCCCAGCUGGAGAUGGAGCAGGCGGAGCUGGACGGGCAGGACCGUUUCUUGGACAUGCACAUGUACAUCACCAGUGCGUUGCAGAAGUCCGAUAUGAAGGCGGUCGGGUUGCAGCUCGCCUUGGAUCUGUUGCAUGAAAAGGAAAAACGCGACCUCAUAACAGGUUUGAAGACGCGCACGAACGCCGGCCGACCAAACUGGGACAAAGUGUUCAAGCAACUCCAAGAACAGAACAAGGGGAAGGUCACGGUAUUCUACUGUGGACCUCCACAACUAGCAAGGAUUCUGCGAGUUAAGUGCGAUCAGUUCGGAUUUAAUUUUAGGAAGGAAGUGUUCUAGAUCAUUCUAUUGUCUACUGCUGGGCUUGAGCAUUCAUGUCUAAAGCUGCUGGGUUUAUUUGCUGUGUGGCUUUAAUUGUAAGAUUUACAUCUAAAAUUAAAUUGAUAUAGGUUUUAUUAAAUUUAAUUCGCAAAUGAAUAAUAUUGAUAUGUUUGAAAAUGGGCUUUAUUACAUUAACUGGACUAUUAAUUACUAUAAAUAUGACUAAAAUAAAUGCUAUUCAAUUCCGAAACGUACGCUUUAGUCAGUGAUAUAGUCCUUAAUUUAUUUUUUGAACGAGAUUUCUAUAUACUUCUUCACAAGAGCACCAGCAGUGAGACAAUAUUGUACAUAAACAUGGGUUCGUAGACUUCUCAGGCCACAAAGAUAGUCGUCCUAGAUGUAUUUUUGCCUUAAAUAAGAACUGCUAAAUAUACCGUUGCCAUGAAUGAAUCUUGUUGCUCACAAUUUUUUAUUUUUAAUAAUUAGCCUAAAAGGCAAAGGAAAGUUGAAGUACAACUAUGAAGUUUGAAAAAAUAUUUUUAAUAAAUACUUUAAGAUGGAUGGCCAGAAAAAAAUGUGUACAUUUUUAUAGUUUGUAACUUUUUUUGGUUGUUUACCUUAGAAGUUUGUGCUAUAAAAGUUGUGUUGACUAUUCCGUACUAUAUUUCUUCUUUCUAUAGAUCAUAGAGUUUUUACGUUGACAAACCAUAAUUUAAUUCAAUAUGGCUGACAUUUAUAGUUCCAAUUUCAAAGUAUUAUUCAAGCUUUGCUCAGAUUUCAUUUCAUGAUGAAAUUAAUUGGUUCCUUUUUUAAAUGUUUUAUUUUUUUAUUUUUGUUUUUAAGCCAGCUUCUUUUACUUUUUUCUACCUAACAGUCUACCUUCCUUUUCAAUCUUCGCGAAGCUUCUUGUUGACAUUUUAAUUUAUUUAUUAUGGCGAUCAUAUUUCUAGUAAAUAUAAAGUGCCUAAUUUAAAUUAUUUGUAUAUAAUUAAUUGUAAUUUUUAAAUGAGUUUCGUAUAUAUACCAGUGCUAAAGACAAACUAUUUUCUGACAUUUAUUUUAAUUAUCUAAGAUUUGGAACUCUUGCUUUCCUCAAAUAUCUGACCCUAAAUUAGACAAACAGGGUCUAUAGUAGUCAAGUAAACGGUUAAAAAGAAGAAGUGAAUAUUCGAGUCCAAGAGGACAUUGUGGCUUCCGUUAAAGCGACCCAGUAAUGAAAUAUAUUAUCUAGACAGGUGAUACUUUCAGUCAUUUUAUGUUUAUAUUAUACCAAUAUCUACGUUAGAGUAUGAAUAAAGUAUACAAAGUAGGUGCGCCUGACGGUGCUUUGAACUAAAUGGUCCACCCAUUUAACAUUAUAAAUUUAGUAAAUGCUUUUUACUCGUUUGAAAAAGUGAAUACUAACGUAUUUCAGUGAUGAGCCAAUACUAACCUAUAAGCAAGACUUCCAAAUUUUGGUUUACAAUUCAAAACCUAGCGAACGAAAAAAAAUGUUUGUAAAAGUAAAUAUCGAGUAAAGGAUAAUUAAAAUGUGAGUUUAGUUCUUCACAUUUCAUUUCCUUCCUUCAGGUCUUCACAUCAUCAUAAUAUUUUUUCAUGAAGGCAGAUAUGACAUUUCUAUACAAUUGUUAAAAUGCAUGACAGUUACCGUAAGUUAUCGUUUUGUAUGUAUUGUUUGUAAUAAAUAUUUGUUAUAACAA